This is a messenger RNA of Morchella sextelata, 2097 nucleotides long. RefSeq lists its product as uncharacterized. Lineage: Eukaryota; Fungi; Ascomycota; Pezizomycetes; Pezizales; Morchellaceae. The record is from RefSeq and is a predicted model, not a curated record. Bases 1 to 2097 code for a protein of 698 amino acids. The transcript is spliced from 4 exons.
AUGAACCCCGCUUGUACCUCAGCGGACUGCGAUUUAGUUCCAAUAUCCAACCAAGAGUGGGAAGAGGACUCUGCAGUUACACCAACACUUCGUGGUCGUCAUUUGGCCUCUCAUCAGCUCUUUGAGGACAAGGAGGAGAAAGAGUAUCAGGGGGGAAAUGACGCUGAUCUCACGCUCAGCGGAAGGGCGGAUGGGAAAUCAAUCAAAGUGUACGAGCUUGACGCAGACACUGGGAUAGAGGAGUGCGCAGAGCUUGAGGAGGCGUGCUUGUUCAUGCUUGGGGAUAUGCCGUGGGAAGAUAUUCAAUUGCAAUUUGGCUCGCCUCAAAUAUCUGGUAAUUUCUCUCGUGAGGAACGCAUUUGCUAUGAGGAAAUAGUUGAAAUGUUUAACCUUGCUGAUUACCAAUUGAAGGACGUAACUGUUUCGGAGGAGGGACUGCAGUUUGUUGUGGAUCAUUGUAGGCGAUCCAGGCAAGGUUCGAAGAGGGAACACGUUUCUGAGGAGCUUUUUGAGGAGGAAGGGGUUGGAAACAGGAAAACGAAUUCAACUACACCCGCUAGCUCAACGCAAGGAUCUGCCUACACCAGGAGUGGGAGGGUCCUCGAGAGAAUGAAAACAUAUGAAAGUCUCUCCCAACACGCACCAUCAUCAGCAGAUUAUCUUCCCAUGGGCCCACCUCGUCCUAGGCUACGUUCAACGAGCAGAGGCAUCAUCUCUGAGAAUGGUGUUGUACGGAAGGUUAAAACUGUGGGGAUAUUAUCUUUACGCUCGGAAUUCACGAAAGGCUGUUCAGGGUGCAAUGAAUGCGACGAACAUCCCGAAACCGAAGCUGACGCAGGGCGUAUGAAAGCUCAGAAUUCCCUGUACUAUUUCCCGAGCAAUCCCUCUAUCGAAGACCUCACAGAUCAGUCAUUUGCCACUGCCAAUCAGUCAAUCUCGGCGAGCGAUGAGGGCUGGAAAACAAGGAGCGUUAUAAGUGCUUCACCGACUGGAGCCUUGCCUGUCUCCUAUAAUACAAGUUGCCAAAUUAAAAACACGCAGCAUGAGACUAGACGCUUGACCUGCCCUCAUCUACAGAUAGUCACCGAUCCCCUACUUCUCAAUACUCCCUCAAGUCCCCUCGGCCAUUUGAAGAAUAUCUCGCUCGAGAAUCUUGGUACUGUGAACCGAAGAAGCAAAGUUCAACGAGGCUUUAUAAUCCCUGACGAUCCUGCAAGCACUGAGUCUGAUCUCGGGGACAGCUUGAGCGAGGGUUCAAAGAGGCUUUCUCGAAUGCAAUCGAUAUUCGCUUCAAGACAGCUCAAUAAACGUAAAUCUUUCGAGGAAGCUCCAUGCUCUCAAGAGACUACGAACACUCAGCUAUCUAGAACGGAGUUCGAUACCCAGCUUCACGAAAAGCUAUACAGCAGGAAUGAAGAGGAAUAUACCCUGGCCGCGAGCAUGUACGAAAUGACUGGACGCAAAUAUCGCUCUCACUCCCGCUCCUCUUCCAACCAAUCAACCAAAUCCAACCGAUCAAUGAUUAUGGAGGUUGACCCAGAGUUACUCGCCUGGAUGAAGAAAGAGGUCUUGACUGUCAAAGUUAGGAGAGACAGCGAGGUGACUAUUUCCGAUUCGAACUCAUAUGCAGAUAGCCGCCGGAAUUCCCGCUCUCAUCUCAGUGACCAGUCUUCCACGACACCUGUCUCUAUGUGUCAGUCUCCUCAACAUAGCUUCUCCGAUGCUGCGUUGGCAAUAGCCAUGAGAGUUCCGAAUCCGUCCCGUUUACCUUCUGAAAGCGGUGAGAACGUCAGGCACUCCGGAGGAUAUUUCAGCUCUUCGCUUUCACGCUCAUGCUACAUGCCUAUGUAUUCCGAACAGGAUUACGAGACAUGCGCGAGGAAUGAUGAUGCGGAGAGCGCUGUUGCUCCUACCAGAGCCUCCGCCGAGAGGAUAGAAGACCCAAACAGACGUCUAGAGGGAACUACAGAUGGGAUGGAUGCGAACGCUGAUAGCUUGAAUGGAAUGGAAGUUGUCUCUUGCGCCCUGAAUGGUGUUUCACUUGGAUCAGGUAUCAAGGCGCCGUGCCAGAUGUGCAUGACGGACCGGCCUCAUUGA